GGGAGGGCCGGGCGCGGGGGCGCGCGGCGCGGUGCGGGGCGAGCGCGCGGGGCCCAAACCGGCGUAGUAUGUGCGGGCCUCGCUUGCCAGCCCCGGCGCUCGGCCGCGGCCGGGGCGCGCGGCGCGGGGCGGAAAAGCCUGUUUACACAGACUGCACACCGCCUGGGGAAUAAUGCAGUAAAGGAAGUGAGCCGGCUCGGCCUGACUGCUCCAACUUCCUGCUCUCACACACACCAGAGGGGGGGGGAAAAAAAAAAAAAAGAGGAGCGAGAGAAAGAAAAAAAAGGGGGAAAAAUCAGGAUCUCGUUACAAGAGCAACAGACCGUCUGCAGACGCCUGUCAGCAUGGAAAGUCGGGGGGUUUCGCCCGGUUCCUCCUAGAAAUUCCCCCGAAGAAGGAUCUUGAAAGCUCCCCCACAUCUGGGUAUGGAGAGUGCAAUCACGCUGUGGCAGUUCCUGUUGCAGUUGCUGCUUGACCAGAAACAUGAGCAUUUGAUCUGCUGGACAUCCAACGAUGGUGAAUUCAAGCUCCUCAAGGCAGAAGAAGUGGCCAAGCUGUGGGGACUCCGGAAAAACAAAACAAAUAUGAACUAUGAUAAACUGAGCAGAGCCCUGCGAUACUAUUAUGACAAGAACAUCAUCAAGAAGGUGAUUGGGCAGAAGUUUGUGUACAAGUUUGUCUCUUUCCCAGAGAUCCUGAAAAUGGAUCCUCACACAGUGGAGAUCAGCCGGGAGAGCCUUUUGCUGCAGGACAGCGACUGUCAGCUGCCUCCUACGGGCCGCGAGGCACACAAACACGGGUUGUCAGCCCUCAAAAGCACCAGCCGCAAUGAAUACAUCCACUCAGGCCUCUACUCAUCCUUCACCAUUAAUUCCCUGCAGAACCCACCAGAUUCUUUCAAAGCCAUCAAGACGGAGAAGCUGGACGAGCAGCCCGAGGGCAGCCCCCCUGUGGAAGAGGUCACGACGGUCAUCAGGUUUGUGACCAAUAAAACCGACAAGCACGUCACCAGGCCCGUGGUGUCCCUGCCUUCCACGUCUGAGGCCGCAGCCGCAUCCGCCUUCCUGGCCUCCUCCGUCUCAGCCAAGAUCUCCUCCCUAAUGUUGCCAAACGCUGCCAGCAUUUCAUCCGCUUCCCCUGCCUCGUCCCGGUCGCCCUCCCUGUCCCCCAACUCACCCCUCCCUUCUGAACACAGAAGCCUCUUCCUGGAGGCCGGCUGCCAUGACUCGGAUUCCCUGGAGCCCUUGAACCUGUCGUCCGGCUCCAAGACCAAGUCUCCAUCUCUACCCCCAAAGGCCAAAAAACCCAAAGGCUUGGAAAUCUCUGCACCCCCACUGGUGCUCUCGGGCACCGAUAUCGGCUCCAUCGCCCUCAACAGCCCAGCCCUUCCCUCGGGAUCCCUCACUCCAGCCUUCUUCACCGCACAGACACCAAAUGGACUGCUUUUGACCCCGAGUCCACUGCUAUCCAGCAUACAUUUCUGGAGCAGCCUUAGUCCAGUUGCUCCAUUAAGUCCUGCCAGACUGCAAGGACCAAACACGCUGUUCCAGUUCCCAACACUGCUUAAUGGCCACAUGCCAGUGCCAAUCCCCAGUAUGGACAGAGCUGCUUCUCCAGUACUGCUUUCUUCGAACUCUCAGAAAUCCUGAUGAUGUCUGGCCACAAUUAAGGACUCAUCAACAGUUUAUCCCCAUGGGCUAGUUUACCUGUGUCAUGAGAAGGACAUUGUGAAUCCCUCUGUUAUUUGGUUUGCACUUUUCAUAACAUGGAUAGUCUAGAUUUAUGUUAGCAUUUUAAAAACUGUUUUUUUUAUAUUCAAGUAUAUAUGAAAAUCUGUUUUGCAUUAAAUGAAUUUUAAUGUUUUUUUAAUAUCUUCUUAGCUCUUAAGUGUUGAACACUGUUGACAGUGAAGAACUUUUCUUAAUGGAUUUCAGUGUAACUAAUAAGGAUGUGAAGCUUGUAUUCCCUUUAUUUCUGCAUAUGCUGACUGUGCUUAUAUACACUAUAACCGGCUGUGCCUUCCUUUGCAUUUAGUUUUAUGUAAAUGAUUUAUAUAUUUUUUAGUAUUAAGGGAAAAUGUUUGGAAGACAAAAAUUGGUAUCAAACAGCUCUCUAGUAGAAUUUUGCUAUUUUUCACCACUAGGCAAUAUUCACCACUAGGCAUAUUCACAUUACUUUCUUUUGUGCUUUCAAGUGCAUAUGAAUUGCCUUUGAACCUCUUUUGAAGGGAAAUUCAGUAAAUGAAAUGUCCAAAGUGAUGUUUUUAUAAGAAUAAGCCAUAUUUAGACAAUAAACAUUCAUGCAGGGUGUAUCUGAAGUGCAUUUUUUAAAAAAUUAACUUUGAAGGCUAGCCUGUAGACUCCUCCCAACAAAAACCUGAAGUGGAAAAGCUACAUCAAGUCAUUCUAUCCAUCCCUGCUCCUACCUUAGGUUAGCAUAUUCUGAUUUCAGUUAGCCCUAGUAUUCUCGGUUUUCCAGAGAGAAUCACACUAUCUGAUACAUUUACUGUGUCAAUAUGACUUAGGGUUUUUCUAAACCCCUGGAACUAUGAUUUAACAUUGAAUGACGUGCAAAGACUGGUGAUGAAUUCAAGCAAGAAAGAAACAAUUUUGUUAACUCCAGCACCUUCAUGUCUGUAGGUAUAACCUUGCUUGUGGAAAUUUAAAAUAUACUCUAUCUGCUUUGUGUAUUACUCAGUUCUUGGUGGAGAUGAAAGAAAUCUGAUAAAAGAAAAAGAAAAUUCUUCAGGAACCCCAUUAUUGUGGAACUGAACUGACUUAUGCAAAUUUGAAGCACUCUGCAGUAAAUUCUUUUGUGUAGUGUAGUUUAGAGCAGUGAUAAUAGAAACAUUUUCUGUUCCUUCAAAAAAUAAUCAGCAGGAAUCACUGUAUAGAGGCACUACUUUACACAGGCACUGUCCCAUACAUGACGUAGGAAAUUCUAAUGCAAGAUCAGAACUGGAAAGCGCUCAAUGCUUUAAAUUCAAGAUUAGGUUAAAUUAUAAUCCUUAACUACAAGUAAUAGAAACCAAUUUGAAAUGCGGCUAAAUAACUGAUCCACACCAGGCAUUUUACCUAUAAGAAAAGGUUAAAUAAAUAAAUAGAAAACACAUUUCUUGAAUUAAAAAAAAAAGUCUGACAUUUUUGUUCUAAUACGUGUAAACUCUGACAUCCCAAUUGGAAAUGAGCAUGUGUGUGUGAAAAUGUGUGCCCUUAUUAAGGGGAAAAAUGUAAACACUCUUAAUAUGCUUCUUUGAAUAUACAGUAAUAGGACUGGUCCCCAAAUCCACUGACUCUACUGUUACCUCCUCUUAGGCUCAGGAUAAUUCUGUAUUAAAAUAAAAGAAAUUGGUCCAGGGAUCUGAUAUUCAAUAAACAUAAAGUAGUCGAAUUAGGGACCUUCGAGAAUAUUUCCCACCAUCUCUUUACAGAUGAGGACAAGUAGACAGGAGGAGCUGGGAGUUGCCUCAGGCCACACAGCUAAUGGAAGGCAUAACAAGGAGUGGUGCUCAGCCCAGUUGUUUCCCAAUGCCCAGCUAUGGAACUACUGGCCCAAAAUUAUGUUAGGUAGAAAAACCGGAUCAAGAAAAAGCAUUAAAAAAAGUUUUCUCAUUUAAGAAAACACAUCCAAAUUGCAAGAUUCUUUCAGCAACACUAACUCAAAAAAGUUAGUGUGCAAAAUCUCAUCCAAAAAUAAUUUUUAGUAUAAUUUUUAAUGUAAAUGCUGACUGGAAAUACUCAAAUGACUACAUAUCUGACUAAUGUUUUCUUCCUCCAAAUACUGUGAUUAAAUACAUACUAUUGGUCCAUUUACUGUAAAUGGGGAAAAUACCAUAAUUUUUAGUGAACCAAAAAACCAUAAUACAAGUAGAGAACUAGAGGUAUUCAAGUAUAUAACUCAUAUAACUCUGCCCCAAUCUGUGUGUUUUUUUAACAAGUAUUAUAGUUGAAAAUAGGUUUCAAAGAACAUAUUAAAUAACUUUUUUUUUUGUUUAUAUGUCUGCUUGAUCACUAUGGCUCAAGUUUUAUAGGACUAUAAUCUGAACAUUCUGUCUUUCUACACAUCUUUUUUAUGACUGCAAAUCUUCAUUCACUUUCAUAUAUGUAUCAUUUUUACUGUUAUAUUAUUUUUGUUCAAUAAAUACUUUGUGAUAAAGGCUU
Molecule: messenger RNA, 4160 nt
Organism: Choloepus didactylus (southern two-toed sloth)
Lineage: Eukaryota; Metazoa; Chordata; Mammalia; Pilosa; Megalonychidae
Gene: ELK3
Product: ETS transcription factor ELK3
Exons: 5
Coding region: 426-1649 (407 amino acids)
Biological process (GO): regulation of transcription by RNA polymerase II; cell differentiation
Cellular component (GO): nucleus
Molecular function (GO): sequence-specific DNA binding; DNA-binding transcription factor activity, RNA polymerase II-specific
Source: RefSeq, a predicted model, not a curated record